Molecule: messenger RNA, 393 nt
Organism: Cooperia oncophora
Lineage: Eukaryota; Metazoa; Nematoda; Chromadorea; Rhabditida; Trichostrongylidae
Source: the annotation of a GenBank genome assembly
AUGAUGAUUAAGUGGAUGGCACCCGAGACGGUGGCUACAUUAAGAUUUUCUCAGAAAUCUGACGUCUAUAUGUACGGGAUUCUUAUCUACGAAAUAUUCGCACAAAACGAACCCUAUGAAGGGUUAUCGAAUCAAGACGUCAAACCUCUUGUAUUGGGAGGACGGGUAAAUGAGUUUCCCGCGAAGACCCCAAAGCAACUAGCUCAAUUCGUAAUAGAGAAGUUGUGGCACAUCGAUCCCCAUAAGCGACCAAGUAUGGAAACUGCAAUUCAGUGGCUGUCUCAGUACACAGGCAUCAAACUGCAGCAGGGGACUCUCGCAACUGUAAGUACUGGAUCUAAAGACACAGCACGCGCUUACCCCGUUCGUAGGACUGUCCGCUUUCCCAAGUAG